Molecule: messenger RNA, 1287 nt
Organism: Cuscuta campestris
Lineage: Eukaryota; Viridiplantae; Streptophyta; Magnoliopsida; Solanales; Convolvulaceae
Source: the annotation of a GenBank genome assembly
AUCUUCGAUCAAUGUGAAGAUGGAGAUGAAGAACGGGAGCUCGACAAUCGCGUUCUUGACGAUACUGCUCCUAGUACUGUACUUGUGGCAAACAAUAUUUCCAAGCGGGGAAAUGCUUUUGCUUUUGAAAGAAGAAAGUUCCGCCAGCGUGGAUAAGCGGCCGAAACAAAUCAUAGUAAUGGCAGGGCAAAGCAACAUGGCGGGGCGCGGUGGAGUGGUAUGGAGGAAAUUCGACAAUGACACAUCCCUCAAGGUGUGGGACGGGAGCGUCCCGCCCGAAAGCCACCCGAACCCGAACGUGUACCGGUUCAACGAGGAGUUCCAGUGGGAGCCAGCGAAAGAACCGGUCCACGCCGGGAUCGGAUGCACGACGACGUGCGGGAUCGGGAUAGGGAUGGCGUUCGCCAACCAUCUCCUGGCGCUGGACCCGGACUUCGGGCCCAUCGGGCUGGUCCCGUGCGCCGCGGGCGGGACGUCGCUGAAGAACUGGACCACCCCGACGGAUUACCCGUACCCGAGCCUGCUUUACAGGACGAAAAUGGCGAUCAGGAAAGGCGGCAUCCUCAGAGCGGUGUUGUGGUUCCAAGGCGAGAGCGACUCGAAGUACUACAGCUUUGGGAAAUCCUACGACCGAAACCUCCGACUACUCGUCUCGAAAUUGCGCACCGACUUGGAGUCUCCCAUGCUUCCAUGGGUUCAGGUGAUUAUUCCUCACCAGAAACCGCCGUUUGAAGGGCCGUUGAUAGAAGACGUGAGGAAAGCCCAAAUGGGACUGGACUUGCCAAAUGUGGUGAAAGUGGACGGGGAUGGGCUCCCCAUGCAAAGGGAUGGGGUCCAUCUCACCAUUGAGGGCUACGUGAAGCUCGGACGCGUGGCAGGUGGGACAAAAACAUCCUCAAGAGAACUAAACAUGAAUGCUUCUAAGGAAAGAGAGUACAUAAACGAAGAAGGCGCGGUUGAGACGAAGGUGGAGAGCACAAAGUACGAGUCGCCGCCAUGGCAACAACCGCCGCGGAAAGAGGCGGUGGAAGUGAUCCAUCUGCGUCGGACUGAUGAAAACCCCGGCGUGGGUGGCGCUAUGGCGGAUGCCGCCACCAAGCUGGCUGACACGAUCAAUUCUGCUAAGGAAACCGGCGACCGCAACGAUUGAAAAAAAAUGGGUUUCUUAUGAAAGUGAAUAAGUGGUGCGUUCCAGGUUAAGGGCUUGUAGCUAAUUGUCUUCUUCAAAUGUAUUACUGAGUGGCGGGAGUGCUAUAUACACUAGACUUAUAAAUCUUAUACUCCAUC